Messenger RNA from Cydia amplana, 1568 nucleotides. It is a transcript of the gene AdipoR, whose product is annotated as adiponectin receptor protein. Gene Ontology annotation, molecular function: signaling receptor activity. The transcript has a single exon. Gene Ontology annotation, biological process: adiponectin-activated signaling pathway. Lineage: Eukaryota; Metazoa; Arthropoda; Insecta; Lepidoptera; Tortricidae. Gene Ontology annotation, cellular component: plasma membrane. The coding region runs from base 323 to 1483 and encodes 386 amino acids. The record is from RefSeq and is a predicted model, not a curated record.
UCGGAGCGUAGAUUGACGACAGUUACUUUCUUGCAGCUGUUCGCUUGCUGCGUGAUACGUCCGGAGCUUACUUGCGAUUAGAUAUUGAUCAUUAACAAAAUUAUAGUUCAUAUGUUUGUUCCGUAACAUUCGUUAUUGCGCUUAAGCGAAAAAGAGAAGUGAAAUCUUGCAACAUUUAACAAAAGAUAUUGCAUUGUGUGCACUGUGGUUUUAGUGACGUAACUGGAUUUCUCGCAAACUGCCCUCGUGUUUAUCGUUAAAGGUCGCCUAUGUGUCGUCGUGUCGUCUAAUGUUUGUGAUUGACGCGUGAACGGCAGUCAAGAUGUGGGAGUUGGACUCGGAUUCAGGGUCGCAGAGCGUGUCGUCGGACGGGCUGCGACGGCGUCAAGGAUGGGACCCCGAGGGCGAGAGCUUGGCCUCGCACAUGGACGAGCUGGACGAGGUGCUCGCGGAGGAGGAGGAGGGCUGUCCCUUGCCGUCUACGCCCGAGGACCAACACCUGCUCGACGCGGAGAUGGCAGAGGUGUUGAAAGCGGGCGUUCUGUCGGACGAGAUCGACCUGGGAGCGCUAGCUCACAACGCCGCGGAGCAAGCAGAGGAGUUUGUACGCAAAGUGUGGGAAGCGUCGUGGAACGUGUGCCACUUCCGUCACCUACCCCGUUGGCUGCAAGACAACGACUACCUCCACAAGGGCCACCGUCCGCCCCUGCCGUCCUUCAGCGCCUGCUUCGCUUCCAUCUUCCGCAUCCACACCGAAACUGGCAACAUCUGGACCCAUCUCCUCGGCUGCGUGGCCUUCAUCGGCGUCGCCGUCUACUUCCUCACUCGACCAUCCAUUGAAAUUCAAAUGCAAGAGAAAAUGAUUUUCGGCGUAUUCUUUGUGGGAGCUAUUAUCUGCCUCGGCUUUUCGUUCGCGUACCACACACUCCACUGCCACUCGGAAAUGGUUGGAAAAUUGUUUUCAAAGCUUGAUUACUGCGGGAUAGCAUUACUCAUAAUGGGGUCAUUUGUUCCUUGGUUGUACUAUAGUUUCUACUGCCACUACAGACCAAAGAUUAUUUAUCUAUCUGUAGUUGUUGUUUUAGGAAUACUUUCUAUAAUAGUGUCGCUUUGGGAUAGAUUCUCGGAGCCUCGACUGCGGCCGCUUAGAGCCGGAGUAUUUAUGGGCUUCGGUCUUUCCGGGGUUGUGCCAGCUAUUCACUAUGGGAUCACAGAGGGCUGGUUUACUCAGGUCAGCAAGGCAUCACUGGGCUGGUUGGUUCUGAUGGGUCUUCUUUACAUUCUCGGAGCUAUGUUCUAUGCUCUGCGUGUCCCAGAGAGAUGGUUCCCUGGGAAGUGUGACAUCUGGUUCCAGUCCCAUCAGAUCUUCCACGUGCUAGUGAUUAUGGCAGCCUUCGUUCACUACCACGGCAUCAGUGAGUUGGCCUCCUACCGGGUGACCGUCGGCGAAUGCACCAUGCCCCCCUCUUCCAUAGCUUUCUAGCCCCUUAUAAAUUGUGAUAGUAGACCAUAAAUAAAUUAGUAGGAAAAUACAUUCAAUGACUACACACAUUAUAUUUUUUUAACAA